Messenger RNA from Westerdykella ornata, 1449 nucleotides. RefSeq lists its product as uncharacterized. Gene Ontology annotation, molecular function: N-acetyltransferase activity. Lineage: Eukaryota; Fungi; Ascomycota; Dothideomycetes; Pleosporales; Sporormiaceae. The transcript is spliced from 2 exons. The record is from RefSeq and is a predicted model, not a curated record. The coding region runs from base 1 to 1449 and encodes 482 amino acids.
AUGACUGACGAACGCAGUUCUCUCCGAUAUGCCAGUCCAAAUGAGCAGCGAACCAUCAGCAGAGAAGAUCUGGGUUUCUACCAUGCCGUCAUAAUAGGAGUUGCAUACGAGAUUCCGAGCAGCAUUGAUGUCCAUUCGCCCAGGUCCUUCUAUUCUCCGCUGAAGAGUUGUAUUGGCAAACACCCUUGCUUAUCCGUUGUGGUAGAGGACGCGGAUAAAGACAAAUCCAGCUACCAUCAUGUGCCUCGCAUCAAUCUGGAAGAGCAUAUUGUCAUUUUGGACGGUAAAGCCGCCUCAGAACCUUUGAAAGAGAUAGAGCAAGCUCUCGCAGCAAACCUCGACACACCAUUCCCCCCUAAAAUCCCGCCUUGGAAGAUCGCGGUCCUCCCUUUACCAAAAGGCUGCCUCAUUGCCUUCUGCUUCUCCCACACUAUCGGCGACGGCAUAACUGGCGUCGCCUUCCACCGCACAUUGCUCCGCGCUUGGAGAAGAACUCCUUCAGACAAUGCCACCCCAUCUACAAUCCAAGUUCCGCAUCGAUCACUACCACCCGCCUUCGACACGCCAGCCAACCUCCCAAUCUCCUGGUCCUACCUUCUCGCCCCCCUCAUCUCCCUCUUCAUCCCCUCCUUCCUCGCCAAAGCCCUCGGUCUCCGCCCCUCCGCCUCCGCAAUCAGCGCAGGAACAUGGACAGGCGCCCACAUCCCCGACUCCCCAACUCCACCCCCAAGCAAAAUCCUCCUGCGAAGAGUCGACGCACCGAUCCUAACCUCCGCCCUCCACGCCGCAAGGAAGCACAACGUCAAACUCACCGGCCUAUUCCUGCACCUCGCCGCCCGCGCCCUCAGCUCCGUCCUCCCCGCCGACCCCAACAUCACCGACUUUGUAUCGCAGACUGCGAUAAACAUGCGCAAGGAGGUGGGCAUAUCGAAUGAGCAGGGCGGAAACUUUGCUUCGGGGUGCUACAUUGUGCACGCGCGCCAGCCAUCUCCCUCAUCCACCUCCUCACCCUUCACGGAAGACGACUGGCUAGCCGCCCAAUCCGCCACGCAAAACCUCGCCCUAGCAGCAUCGACACUGCAAGACCAACCCAUCGGUCUCCUGCGCUACCUAUCCAGUAUGCGCAAAUGGAUGCUCGGGAAAUUGGGUCAGCGACGCGACUGCUCGUUCGAAGUGAGUAACGUCGGGGUCUUCCCCGGCAUCUCCGACACCGACGGCGAGCAAUCAGAUGGUGGAGAUUUCAGGAUCGCGGAAAUGGUGUUCGCGCAGCCGGGACAGGCGCUGGGUGCGCCGUUGGCUUUCAAUCUCGCCAGCGUGAAGGAUGGGGCGCUGGUUUAUAGUGUUACGUGGAGGGCAGGGGCGUUGGAGGUUGGGAAAGGGGAGGAGGAGGGGGAGUUUGUGCGGAGGGUGUGUGAGGGCAUUGAAAGGGGGUUGGCGGGGCUGGAGUGA